UGAGGUGGGGCAUGAGGGAGGGGGAGACGAGAAUGGUAGUGAGGGAGGGGAAGUGAGGGUGUGACAUGCUCUCCAAGUGUGUGUUUAGGAAAGAGGUGUGUGCGUGUGUGUGUGUGUGUGUGUGUGUGUGUGUGUGUGUGUAUUCCUCGUAUUACUCAUCCAUUUAAGUACGUAAUACAAUUUCUUCGCAUAUUGGAAUUACUUGCCAUCAGUGUGUGUGUGUGUGUGUGUGUGUGUGUGUGUGUGUGUGUGUGUGUGUGUGUGUGUGUGUAUUCCUCGUAUUACUCAUCCAUUUAAGUACGUAAUACAAUUUCUUCGCAUAUUGGAAUUACUUGCCAUCAGUGUGUGUGUGUGUGUGUGUGUGUGUGUGUGUGUGUUCCUCGUAUUACUCAUCCAUUUAAGUACGUAAUACAGUUUCUUCGCUUAUUGGAAUUACUUGCCAUCAGUGUGUGUGUGUGUGUGUGUGUGUGUGUGUGUGUGUGGACUGAUGAGUGUGAACUAUUUAUCGAUUCAGCGUUAUCGACUACACCUGAAGGACACAAGAAGGGGGGGGAGGAGGAGGGAAGGAAGGAAGGAAAAUAUAUGAGGGUAUGAAGAGAAGAAUGAAGAGAGGGAAAGAUUGCAUAGUGUUUAGAGGAGAGAAGAUUGUGGAAACAUAACGAGUAAGGAUGAGGAAAGAAGAGGAGGAGGAGGAGGAGGAGGGUGGGGUUGUAGAGGAAAGGAAUGUAGAAGGUAUUUAAAGAGAGGCGGGGACGGGGAAAGUUACUGGAGAAUGCGAGGAACGGAUUUAUAAGUAUAGAGGGUGGGAGGGGGUUAAUUGUAUGGGGUGAAGGGGAAAAUUUAGCUGGUGUGAUGAGACAGAGUGAUGGCGAAUAAGAGAAAACAGGAAGCUAAUGGAAGAAAAAAAAUCAAAAUAUCCGUUUUAAGGAAAGGAAAAAAAAUUGAGGUAUGGCUGCAUGAGUGAGACGUAAAAUGAGGCGUAGAGGCAUGAGGAACGAACGGAGAGAAGUGAGGAAAGCGGAAGUGAGAGCUGAAUCGUGAAAUGUUCGGCAAUGAAGUGAAGGAACGGUGACGUGACGCAUGGGCCGUAAGUAACCAAGAGGGUGAAAUUGAGAGGAAAUUCGAAAUGGAGUUCAGUGCGAGGGUUAGAGGGUUACAGCGAGACGAGUAAAGUAAAUGGGAGUAAAUGGUAUAAAGGGGGAUAAAUAAAGUAAAUGGGAGUAAAUGGUAUAAAGGGAAUAAGUAAAGUAAAUGGUAAAAUAAGUCGAGUGAGGGUUAAAGAAUUACAGAGCCGUGAGAGAAGUAAAUGGGGAAAAGGUAAAAAAAAAAAAAGGACAUAUAGGCCUACUAGAAUGGCGAAUAGGGAGGGAGUGAAGGGGAAAAGUAAGACUACCUGUGGGGGAAGAAAGUAAGGUUAAAGGCUCAUAAGACGUAGGGAGGUAAAGGAAAGGGAGAAAAUGGUAAAAUAAUUGAAAUGUUCUGGGAUUGUGAAUUAUGAGGGAGUGAAUGAUGGGGGAAAAGUAAGACCAACAGCGAAGGGUGAAGGGAAGGUUAAAUGAUCUUACGGACAUAAAAGUAAAUUGAGGUGAAGGAAAGGAGGAAAAGGGUAAAAUAAUUGAAAUGUUCUGGGAUGGCGAAUUGUGAGGGAGUGAAUGAUGGUGGAAAAGUAAGACCAACUGCGAAGGAGGAAGGGAAGGUUAAAUGAUCUUACGGACAUAAAAGUAAAUUGAGGUGAAGGAAAGGAGGAAAAAGGUAAAAUAAUUGAAAUGUUCUGGGAUGGCGAAUUGUGAGGGAGUGAAUGAAAGGGGAAAAGUAAGACCAACUGCGAAGGGUGAAGGGAAGGGUAAAGGAUCAUAGGGACAUAAUAAGUAAUUUGAGGUGAAGGAAAAGAGGGAAAAAAAGGAAAAAUAAUUGAAAUGUUCUGCGAUGACGAAUUGUGAGGGAGUGAAUGAUGGGGAAAAAAUAUAAUACCAACUGCGAGGGAAGAGGGAAGGUUAGAGAUCAUAGGGACAGAAUAAGCAAUGGGAGGUAUUAAAAGGAAAAAGGUAAAAAUAAUUGACACGUUCUGGGGUGACGAAUUGUGAAGAGAAUGAAUGAAGAGGAAAAGUAAGAAAAACUGCAAGGGAAAAAGGGAAGGUUAAAGGAUCAUAGGGACAAAAUAGGUAAAGAUGGAGGAAAAGAGGAAAAAGGUAAAAAAAAGAAAUGUUCUGGGAUGGCGAAUUGGGAAGAGAAUGAAUGAUGGGGAAAAAAGUAAUACCAACUGCGAGGGAAGAAAGGAAGGUUAGAGAUCAUAGGGACAAAACAGGCAAAGGGAGGUGAAGGGAAAAGAGGAAAAGGGUAACAUAAUUAACAAGCUCAUGGGUGACGAAUUAUAAGGGAGUGAAUAAGAGGGAAAAGUAAAACAUGUGAGUGAGAGAGGGAAGGAAGGUUAAAGGAUCAUAGGGAUAAAAUAAGUAAAGAUGGGUGAAAGAAAAAAGGAAAAAAAAAGGAAAGUUAUUGACAUGUUCUGGAGUGACUGGUUGUAAGGGAGGGAAUGAAGGGGGGAAAGUUGACCUAAUGGGAGGGGGAUAGAGAGUUUAUGGAUUGUGAUAGACAUAAAUAGUGGGGAAGGAAGGGAUGAAAAAUAAAGACAUGUAUUGGGAUGACAAAUUGAGGAGAGAGAGAGAGAGAGAGAGAGAGAGAGAGAGAGAGAGAGAGAGAGAGAGAGAGAGAGAGAGAGAGAGAGAGAGAGAGAGAGAGAGAGAGAGAGAGAGAGUCCUUUAUGGUUACCUAGCGCCCACAUGACCCAGGUAAUGGCAUAUAUACUCACAUAUGUCUGGGAAUACUACUGGAUUAUUGACUACAGGUGUGUGUGUGUGUGUGUGUGUGUUCUGGUGACGCUGCUGAGUGGUUCCUAGAAACAUUUUAUUUUGUGUUCGUGUUGUCCUGUCUGAUGCAUGGCAGUAUGACAAAGAAGCAGCUGUGUAGUAGUAGUAGUAGUAGUAGUAGUAGUAGUAGUAGUAGUAGUAGCAGUAGUAGUAAUGGUGGUAGUGGUGUUUUGUAUUGUAAUGGUCGUCGUCGUAGUAGUAGUAGUAGUAGUAAUGGUGGUAGUGGUGUUUUGUAUUGUAAUGGUAGUAGUAGUAGUAGCAGUAGUAGUAGUAGUAGUAGUAGUAGUAGUAGUAGUAGGAUUAAAAAAACAGCAACAACAAAACAACAGUAACAAGUAAAACAAGCAAAACAUGAAAAUGAAGUAGUUGGAGGUAAUUGUCGUAUUUGCUAUAAUGACGCUUGUGAUGGUGGCUGAGUUAGUGGUGAUAAUGCUUCAGUGCUUUAGUGGUGGCAUACGUACGUAGUGAUAUUCCUGUACUAGUGGUAUGCCUUCUAUGUUAGUGGUUAUAGUGGUGCUCAUGGUGAUGGAGGUGGGCGGGGACUGACGGAAGUGAUGGCGAUGAUGAUGGCGGCUGAUGGGGGAAGGGGGGCGCCGUGGCUGAGUCUUGGCGCCGGUACACUGGACAUUCUCCAAGUUGCUAUUCAUCCUACGUCGCAAGGAAGUCCUGGUUGAGGGAGGGAGGGAGAUAGGAGAGCGGAGGAGGCGAGGGAAAGACAGACGAAGUAAACGGAAGAGAGGAGAGGAAAAGACAGACGGGGUAAAGGUGAAGGUUGGGAAGGGCAGACCGCGUAAAGAGGAAAAUGAGAAGGAUAGAUUGGGUUAAGAGGAAGAGUAAUAGGCAGAUAAAGUAAAGUAAAGAGAUAAAAGAAGAGGCAAAUGAAAGAAUAACUGAUAGGGCAAAGGGGAAUGAAGGAGUAGGGAAUGAUAACCACUGUACAGAAGACGGGAAGGACAGAAUAGGUAGAAGAUAUGGAACUGACAGAUGGGAGAAAGAAAAAAAAGGACAGAUUGGGUCGAGGAGGGAAGGAAAUGCGGACAUGCGGGGAGUUUGAAAAAGAAGUAGAGGCAGGUCUUGGAGACGAAAGGAAAGCAAGAAGAGUGGCGGAGGAGAGAAGGAAGAACAAUCAUGACGGAGGAGAGAGGGAAGCUCAACUUAGUGUAUGAGAGAGAGAGAGAGAGAGGGAGAGGGAGAGAGAGAGAGGGGGGGGGAGAUGAUAGGGAGAGGAGGGCGAAUGGGGCGUGGUUUUCACUAAAGAUGCGAUGGCUUGCAGAGGUCCCCCCAUGCCAGGGAGGAAGUGGAAGUGUCCCUCCUCUACUCAUCCAAGUUCCACCCUCCUCCUCCUCCUCCUCCUCCUCCUCGGAUCUAUAUGCCUUAUUGAAAUACUCCCUCUCCCUUCCUUCAUUCCAUCCCUUCCCUAUUUCCUUUCCUGAUUCCUUUUCUCCAUCGAUCCAUCCUCUUUUUGGCUCCCGUUUUUACUUGCUUCAUAUACUUACUGUUUUUUCUUAUCCUUUUCAAUUUCCUCCUCGUUCCCUUCUUUUCCCGCAUUAUUUUCCAUCCCCAAAUACCUGCCCCUUUUCAUUUUCCUCCUCGCUCCCUUCUUUUUCCGCAUUAUUUUCCAUCCCCAAAUACCUGCCCCUUUUCAUUUUCCUCAUCGCUCCCUUUUUCCGCAUUAUUUUCCAUCCCCAAAUACCUGCCCCUUUUCAUUUUCCUCAUCGCUCCCUUUUUCCGCAUUAUUUUCCAUCCCCAAAUACCUGCCCCUUUUCGUUUUCCUCCUCGUUCCCUUUUUCCGCAUUAUUUUCAAUCCCCAAAUACCUGGCGCCCCUUUCCCCCGCUCAUACAUUGUGCCUUCCCAUCCUUAAAUCCCGGCCGUCCUUUCCAUCUACGGACGCGACUGGCUUCCUGGCGCCACACGGACGCGGCGCCACACCAGCGGAGGAAAGGAAGGAAGGAGGAGGGAGGAGGAAAGGAGGAAGUGGAGAUGUAUGUGGCAGCGUCUGUGGAGGCAGGGAGCAGUGGAAUCACCCACUCGUAUAGUUAGAGGAGGAGGAGGAGGUGGAGGUGGUGG
Molecule: messenger RNA, 4935 nt
Organism: Eriocheir sinensis (Chinese mitten crab)
Lineage: Eukaryota; Metazoa; Arthropoda; Malacostraca; Decapoda; Varunidae
Exons: 2
Coding region: 3996-4904 (302 amino acids)
Source: RefSeq, a predicted model, not a curated record